Molecule: messenger RNA, 570 nt
Organism: Zygotorulaspora mrakii
Lineage: Eukaryota; Fungi; Ascomycota; Saccharomycetes; Saccharomycetales; Saccharomycetaceae
Gene: SAR1
Product: Arf family GTPase SAR1
Exons: 2
Coding region: 1-570 (189 amino acids)
Biological process (GO): endoplasmic reticulum to Golgi vesicle-mediated transport; vesicle organization; intracellular protein transport
Cellular component (GO): COPII vesicle coat; endoplasmic reticulum exit site
Molecular function (GO): GTP binding; GTPase activity
Source: RefSeq, a predicted model, not a curated record
AUGGUGUGGGAUAUUUUUGGCUGGUUCAGAGACGUCUUGGCAUCUCUCGGUUUAUGGAACAAACAUGGUAAGCUGUUAUUCUUAGGUCUAGACAAUGCCGGUAAGACUACUUUACUCCACAUGCUAAAGAAUGAUAGAUUAGCUACUUUACAACCAACUUGGCACCCAACUUCUGAAGAAUUAGUAAUUGGCAAUAUCAAAUUCACCACUUUUGAUCUAGGUGGACAUCUUCAGGCCCGUCGUUUAUGGAAGGACUAUUUCCCUGAAGUCAAUGGAAUUGUCUUCUUGGUGGAUGCCGCUGAUCCUGAAAGGUUUGUUGAGUCCCGUGUAGAAUUGGAUGCUUUGUUCAAUAUUGCUGAAUUGAAAAAUGUUCCAUUUGUGAUUCUAGGUAACAAAAUUGAUUGUGAAAAUGCUGUCUCUGAGGCAGAACUACGCUCUGCUUUAGGCUUGAUGAGUACCACAGGCAAUGCAAGAGUCGAAGGUCAGAGACCAGUUGAAGUAUUCAUGUGUUCCGUUGUGAUGAGGGAUGGUUACGCUGAAGCUUUUCAAUGGUUAUCUCAAUACAUUUAA